Messenger RNA from Apus apus (common swift), 6993 nucleotides. RefSeq names its product potassium channel tetramerization domain containing 5 (gene KCTD5). Gene Ontology annotation, molecular function: cullin family protein binding. Lineage: Eukaryota; Metazoa; Chordata; Aves; Apodiformes; Apodidae. The coding region runs from base 61 to 849 and encodes 262 amino acids. Gene Ontology annotation, biological process: proteasome-mediated ubiquitin-dependent protein catabolic process; protein homooligomerization. The record is from RefSeq and is a predicted model, not a curated record. The transcript is spliced from 7 exons. Gene Ontology annotation, cellular component: cytoplasm; Cul3-RING ubiquitin ligase complex.
GCGAGCGAUUCUGCGCGGGCCGGCGGGCCUGGCGGGGCGGGCCCUUCCGGCGGAGCGAGGAUGGCGGCGGAGAACCACUGCGAUUUCCCGGUUCCCCCGGUCGGCGGCCUCGGCCCGGGCGGGUCCUGCCGCCGGUGCAGCUCCGCGCCGCCUGGCGCCGUGCCCGGGAAGUGGGUCCGGCUGAACGUGGGGGGCACCUGCUUCCUGACCACUCGGCAGACGCUCUGCAGGGACCCCAAGUCCUUCCUCUUCCGCCUCUGCCAGGCCGACCCCGACCUGGACUCAGACAAGGAUGAAACAGGUGCCUAUUUAAUAGACAGAGACCCGACCUACUUUGGGCCAGUACUGAACUAUCUCAGACACGGGAAACUGGUUAUUAAUAAGGACCUAGCUGAGGAAGGUGUACUGGAAGAGGCUGAAUUCUACAAUAUCACAUCACUAAUAAAACUGGUAAAGGACAAAAUAAGAGAAAGAGACAGCAAAAUCUCACAGGUGCCAGUCAAACAUGUGUACAGAGUGCUGCAGUGCCAGGAAGAGGAGCUCACUCAGAUGGUUUCUACAAUGUCUGAUGGCUGGAAAUUUGAACAGCUUGUCAGUAUAGGUUCCCAGUACAGCUGUGGCCGGGCCCAGCAGUCAGAGUAUCUGCUGAUAGUGUCACGGGAAGAGAGAUGCUUCCAGAAAUGCUGCAGUGAGCUGGUCAGUAUUGGUUCUUCCUAUAACUAUGGCAAUGAAGAUCAGGCUGAAUUUCUGUGUGUUGUCUCAAAGGAAUUGCAUAAUACUCCCUAUGGCACAACCAGUGAACCCAGUGAAAAAGCAAAGAUUUUGCAAGAACGAGGUUCCAGGAUGUGAAGACAAUAUUGAAUGGUGACAGGUUUUUUUCUCUUUUAUUCCAAGACACAGUGAAUUGUCACACUGAAGAGGCUUGGCUGCAAAAGAAAAAAAUCCAAUUUAGACAAUUUUCUGUUGAUCUGGGUUCAACCAUUUUUGCCUCUAAGCUGGUGUCAACUGGCUGAAAGCAUUGCAAGAUUACAUAAUGGGAAUAUAUGGUGUGGGAGUGUGUGUACAGUUCUGGUUGUAGUGCAUGGUCGUACCUCUUGUGGGCUGACUGGCACUGGUCACUUGAAAAGAAAUGACCAUGCACUCACAUUUUCCUCUGAGACAUGUAGCACUUAAUGUCUGGUGCUGGAUGACCCAAUGUUGAUCAGUUCAGAGACAUUUUCCUACUAAUCAUUGUAAACGUUUAAAGGACAAUGUAUUUGGUGCUACACACACACGACAGCCUGCAAAUGCAAAUAUUUGGGCCUAUGUUGUUUCAGAAUCAGUGGCAGCCCUAGUUGACUCUGUUAAACUGCACAUUCCUUAUGUCUCCGUGACAUACUUUAUUAUGUAAUAACAGCCUAGGAGAUCAACUGAAACUAGCAGUAAAAAGUUACACAACAGAUGAAGGAAGGGUGUACAUAUUGACUGGAUUUAUAGCAUAUUUUAAUACGCAAAGGGAAGACUAAACUCAGAGAAAAUGGCCUUCAUCUGAGUUAUUCCUGAUGUUCCUUCUGUUGAAACAGUCUCCUCCUGCAAAAGUUAUGCUCCAGUCUUAGCCAGAUGUUUGGAAGGGGAAUCAAAAUUCAUUUAAAGUGAUCAAAUGAACAUUCUGUUUCUUUUGAGAUGUUUGUUCUCAUAUGUGUGUUUGUGCUUUUGUAAAAUGCCUACAAGCAUUGAACUGUGUGGAUUUUGGUAGAGAUUUUUAAAGAGCCGGACGUUGUACAGAAAUACGAGUGGUUAGACCUAGAUCCCUAUCCCCAUGACUGGGAUUAAAAUCAACCUUGAGUGUGAACACAAGCUCAUCUGAUUGAAAAACUGAAUUACUUCAGACAUUCAGGAUACCUGUAACCAGUCUUUCUGUACUGUUUCAACUAUGCAGUUCAAGAACACUGUUUGGAAACAUCUGGUGCAGCUUUAUUAGUUUGUCCUUGAAGGCUAAUACACAAGACUGGAGCUUUUAAUACACUAUGUUUUGAGCAAAAUCUUCAGCACAUAUUUAAAACACUUAAAGAAAUUGACAGUAUAAAACGGCUUCAUUAUGAAAGCAGUAGAUGGGAGUUUCAGAAAGCUACAAGAUUGUUUUGAAUUCUAAAGACAUUACAGUUUCCAUUCUCAGUAACCAGAAUUUAUGCCUGUACUCUAGGUAAUCCUUUACACAAAAGCCUGAUUUUCAAACACCUGAGGUCUAUUUUUUUUUUUAAAGGACUUAUACAUUGAUAGAAGUUUGACAGAAAAAAUUUGUAAAAAACAUUUCUACUAAGCAGGUUAAGCAGUGGGCUAAAUGUUUUGUCCAUGCUGCAUCUAGUGCUUGAAAGGGUUUGUAACGCAUUUUGCGACUUGGAUGUGGUCUGCACUGGAAGCUGCUGGCCCCUCCACACAACACAUAAAAUGUUUGUCUUUUUUUAAGGUGUUAAAACUGAAUUGAAUUUAUUAAAAAUGUAAUUGUGUAGGGGGGAAAUGUUUCUACUUUUAUACUUUUUUAGGCACCCAUAUUUUACCAGCUUAAAUUUAGCACCCAAAUUUCCCCUAAAUAGUAACAGAUUAUCUUGUGUAUCUGAAAAUAAGCAUGAGUUGUCUGUGUUAACUGCAUAUUAAAACAUUUCCUCUGCUGCAGUAGUCACUGUGUUUUUAAACAGGAUGACUCCACCGAAUUCUCUGAGCUUCCUGGCUCGUGGAAUUGCAGCCAACCAUGUUUCUUGUUGUUUUCUUGAUGUGGAGUAAUUUUGCAUUAGCCUAAGUGGAUUUUAAUGCCUAAAAUACCUGUUUUACAAUGAUCCUUCUAAAUCAGCAUUUCUGUUGUCUCUCUUACGUAAACCAAAAAAGAGAGAGUAUUUGAUUUCAUAAAGUGAAAUUUUUAAGAAUGACAACAGCAAAGCAUGAGUAACAAAAUGAGCAAACUGAACAAAUUCAGAUUAUGUUAAAGAGAGGGGGUUUCUUAGUAUGCUUCGUUCACUGGAGUAUUUUCAGUUUAAAAACAUGCUUUUAUGGUGAGAUUACCUGCAAUCCAGUUUACAUUGUUUUGCUGUUGUAGCAAAUUUUGGGGAAAUGAGUGAUUAAUUAUUUUGCACUUUUUUCCAAUACCUCAGAAAGAUUUUAAGAAAGAAAAAUAAAAGAGAACUUUAACAGGCAGGUACCUUAUACAUUAUUUUAAAUAUGCUGUUGUUUGAGACCACCCAGACUAAGUACUUUUCUUUGCUUGCUCAUAUCAUUAUUGCUUUAAUUUUUGUGAGGCUUUCAGACAGAUGGAAGUGCUACUGUAUGCCUUUUUCAAGGCAUUAAGAAAUUAUUCCUAAGUAAGUUUGAGGGGUUUUUUUAUUUGACUUGUAAUUUCAAAUAAGAUUAGCUACAGUAACACAGGUGACUGCAUUAGAGUCCAGCCUAAUUGCCAUGUUUUGCCAACAUUGCUUCCUCUGGUAAGACCUUGCAGGAUGAUGAGGUAAUGUUUAAACUGGAUUCCUUUGUUUCUUUUUCUGUCAUUUUAAGAGUAUUUACCUCAGAAUAACUGCCUAUCACUGUUUAAAGCUGAUGGGUUCACUAGGGGCUGUAGUUGAAAAGCUGUACUGCAAAAGCCUUUUACUCUGGAUUGACACAGCUUCUCUAUUCUUAAAUCAAAAGAGUAUUUCAGUUUAGAAUUUUGGAUCUUGAGCACAAAGAGACCAUAGCAGAAGGAAACAAAGCACGAAGGGAGAGAUAACAAAACAUAACAGUUAAGCAACUUGACCUCUCAUGAAAAUGUAAUUUCUGUGAAAGAUUUAACUUUCUACCCAUUUGCUAUAUUCAUAGUCUCAAUUCAGUGAAGUUAUUUGGCAUGUUGUCCAUGGAACAGGGCGUUACUUCAGCAGAUUAACUAGUGGAUUUUCAGUGAAAUUCUUUAAAGGCAUUUACAUGACUCCUUGCAAAACUUGUUCAAAAACUGAGAAGUUCAAAUUUACCGUAGCAAUUUCUUGCUUUGAGCUAGGAAACAGUACCCUGUUUGCCUUAGCUUUCGUAGAGGCUAAUUUUCUGUAUUGGAGAUGACAUUUUUUUAUUAAAUGCUUUUUACUUCUUCAAGCAGCAAUUAAAUCAGUUUAUCUGCAAUGAACAAGCCAUUCUGAGGCCUCUGAGACAUGAAUGUCACCUGGUCCAUAAUAAUCGUCCAAAAGUAUAGUCUGAUGCAGCAGCUUCCACAGUUAAUGUGGAAUAGGUUUGUUUGGUUUUGACAAAAGAAAAAAGGUUACCUGGAAUUUUCUCCCACUUAUGUGGGGGUUUCCAUAGAUUAUGGCUAAUUCAAUUUGUUAUCCCACAGUAAUUCAGUUGUGUGUAAAAAGCCUGAUUGUAUUUAGAAACUUAUAUUGAUUCCCUACUAAACUUUCAGUUCUCAGAAUCAUAUACUAAAAAAAUGUGGAAAAUGUACUGUUUCUUUUUUUUUAAACUCAGCUAGGUUUCUUGUAGUGAUAAAAGUUCCUUUCACCUUUCAUUGUAGCAUUAGUAAAAGAUAUUUCUUAAGAAAUUGAGCUUGAUGUAUUCAUCCAACUUUUUUGUCUUCAGAUUUUUUUCAGAAGAAAUGGAGCUGUGUAGCUCCAUUUCUAGCACUGUGAAUGCACAGUUAUGAUUGGUUAGAAACAGGACAAUUUCCUGAAAAUACCAAAACUGAAUCAACCUCAUCUUUUUCUGUGAGAGGGGGUUUUUUUUCAGGAGCAAAAUGAAAACUUCUAGCAGAUUAAACAAGGAAAGAAGCUUGAUUGCAGGUGUGCUUAGGGAGCCUGUUGAGUAGGAUGGUGAUGUUUUCAGAAACCUGCUUCAUAAAACAGAACACUGUUCUGUGAACAGCUGUUCAGGUUGUUAAGAGUUGUCAGUCUCUGAGCAGCAGAGAGCUACCACCAGAAGAGUAGCACACAUAAAUGUCUUUUUCUUAGUUCUACAAAAAAUAAGCUGGGAAUGCAAAAAUGCAAUAAUAUCUGACUGAAUGAAAUGACCUAGAAACUAGAUUAGAAUGUGUAUUGUCCAGUCCUUCAGGUAUACUGGAAUACAUUCCUUGAGAAAUACUGAGAGAAAAGCAAAGUACUGGGUUUUUCAAGGAGAUCGAAGUCAAGAGAAAAAGAGUGGAGAUGAAACCUGAGAUGUGAUAAUAUCAGAAAGUGUCACUCUCCUAUUUUAUUCUCUCCCUCAUCACAUCAAAAGCAUCUUUCAAGUUUUGAAAACAAACUUCUUCAAUCAGUCCUGAAAGGUGGGGCCCUUGAAAAGACAGGAGAUUCUGUUAUGCCUCUAACAGUAUCUGUUAGCUCAGGACAGUAGGGUUUAAACUUCCAGUGGUCAUUGGAGAGGUGUCUUUUCUAACACAGCAAGCUUGAAAUACAUACCAGCUGGGGAUGCUGCUUGUUGCUUCAGUAUAGUUCAAAUUGCAGUCAUCUCCAGCUUUAAGGACAAUCUGAGGAUCUGGGGUUUUGUGUAGAAUUACUCAUUCUCAAAAUAGUAUAAAUAUUCGGAUGGCUUUCUGAACUCAGUGUCAUAUAACUUUUCUUUCUUUUGGCUCACAACAUUCAGGAGCUGUCUUUAAAGACUUCUAAGUGAACUGAAGCUUCAAAGGGCUAAAUAGAUCUUAUUGUUCAGUUUGCCUAAAUGAGUGUCAGACAGAAGGUCCUUUUUCCAUUUUCAGUUCAGAAAUGCUAAGGGCUAAAAUCCUUUCCAGGGCUAAUUUGAAGUUCAGAGACAUACUAUGUUUAAAAAGCAGCUAGUCUCUUUUUCUUUCAACUCAUGGACUCUAAUGUUUGCAAAUGGCUGAACCAGUUGCAGAUACAAGUGUUGAUACAUGGCUUGGAAUUUCAGUAUCCAGCUUGGUAAGGAAUACACUAGAGAAGACAGUAUAUUUGUCCACCACUUUAUUAUUGCCUGUGCUGAAAUCUAACAACCUUUAUGAACAGCCCUGGCAAUAGAGACACUUUGGGGAAGAUUCUGCUCCAGGACAUUGUCACUGAAUAUCUCAUUGUAACUUACCUGUCCUUCACUUCAGCAAGGUCUACCAAGGCAUACACUCGUCAGACGUUCAGUGCUUCAGCUUUCUGGGCCCAGCAGAGGGUUCUCUUUAGAAUGUGUGUUGCUAACUACUGUAGUGAGAGUAACUUUUUGGAAAGUUACUUGGCUACUUUGAGAGUGCGUGGAAGGGGCAGGGUUCUGUGACAGCACUCUCCUCGCCUUAGAAAGCUGAGUCUAAAUUUUUACUUAACACUUGUUGAGAUUUCCAGGCCUGGUAAAGUAAGAGUCAGUCACGAUUCUUUCUUCUUUUGAAGAAUUUCCAGAAGCUUAUGCACAACUCUACUGAAACUUAACUUGGCACAUGUACUUGCUAGCAUGAAGCAAGUACCAAGGCGCUGUAAGAGAAAUGUUGCUGACCUGUCUACCUGGAACUGAAACAAGAUCAGCAAACCAAAGGACUAUCAAAUGGCAACUAUCUCCACCUGCUUCUGUCCUGAGCCUCAUCUGAGCCUAGCUAUGAAAAAUCUAUUUCCUAUGAAUUCCCACUUACCCAGUUCAACUGAUGUUCUUUUUUUUCCCUCUUCUCCCAAAUCACUGGUCUCGAAAUCAGUUGUGCAUCAGCUGUUUGUGUUGAUAUCCAAGUGGCCAUACUUGUAACAUGUUGUUUCCUGGGUAGUGCGUUAGCAAUAACACUUUAUUUUGUGCCAAUUCAUUAUCUCUGAAGUGUUCUUACUGCAGCAAAGUUUUGAGUUUUGAUCUGGUUUUAAUGCAUUUGCAUUAGCCAAAACUCUUAGCACAGACAUAGACAAGAAACUGAAUCCAUGGAAUUUCCCUGGAUACAAAUCUGCUAGGGCUUCCCAGAUAAUUUUAAGAUGGUCACAGUUAACCAUCAUUUUUAAAACAAACAUACAAUUAAAAUAUGUGUGGGUAUUUUUUUAACCUUUUCAUAACACUAGCGUAUUGUAAACUGCAUGAAAUAAACCUGUUUUUUUCCCUUUUAAA